AUGAGACCUCGAUUUGUCUCCUCCGCCACUGGCCUCGUCUGCCCGUGUCUGCAACCUCCCGCCGGUAUUGAGCUCGCCGCCGACCGCCUGGGACUGCUGCUGGACGGAUGCGCGUCUCCUCUUCUUCUUCCCACCCUCCGCCGCAUACACUCGCAGCUCCUCACCGGCGGGUUCCUCCCUCCCAACCCUUCCCUGGCGAUCAAGCUCAUGAGGGCGUACUGCGCCUGCGGCGACCCCACCGCCACCCGCAAGUUGUUCGACAAAAGUCCCCACCGGAAUGUCAUCUUCUUCAACGUCAUGAUCAGGAGCUACCUCAGCCAUGGCCGCCACCGGGAUGCCCUCUGCGUCUUCUCCAGCAUGACCGCUCACGGAGUCAGGCCUGAUCAUUACACUUAUCCCUGCCUCCUCAGCGCCUGCUCGGCUGCGGAGCAACUGCUCGGAGGUCUCCAGGUGCACGGCGCCGUCACCAAGAUUGGGCUCGACUCCAAUCUCUUCGUCGGCAACACGCUCAUCACCAUGUACUCGAGGUGUGGCCGGCUACGCGAGGCGGAGCAGGUCUUUGCCGGCAUGGCCUACAGGGACGCGAUCUCAUGGAACUCGGUGAUCGCGGGGUGCGCCCGGAUGGGCGAACCCAGCAGAGCGUUGGAGGUCUGUAAAGAAAUGGUUCGAUCCGGCGGCGCGAGGCCGAACGCGGCCACCCUCGCGAGCCUCUUGUCGGCGGUGACCGACAUCAGUACCGGCGACGUCACCUUUCUCCGGGAAAUGUUCGACGAUAUGCCUCAUAGAGGCUUGAUCUCCUGGAACGCCAUGAUCGCCAUAUACGCCAACAACUCCAUGGCCGCAGAGGCGGUGGAGCUUUAUCGGCGGAUGGAGCUGGAAGGGGUGGAGCCAGACGCCGUCACCUUCGUUAGCGUGCUCCCCGCCUGCGGCGACCUAUCGGCGCUCGCCCUCGGGGCCCAGAUUCACGAUCUCGUCCGGAGGAAGAAGAACCUCUGCCCGAACCUGUUCCUGGAGAACGCGCUCGUCGACAUGUACGCCAAAUGCGGGCAUCUGCGGGCCGCAAGAAGCGUCUUCGACGAAAUGACGCAGCGAGACGUCGUCUCCUGGACCUCGAUGGUCUCGGCCUACGGCAUGCACGGCCUCGGCGCCGACGCCGUCGCCCUCUUCGAGAGCAUGCGAGAAUCGGGCCUGAAACCCGACCACAUCGCAUUCGUGGCGGUCCUUUCGGCGUGCAGCCACGCCGGCCUGCUGGAAGAAGGGAGGCGCUACUUCAGGUCCAUGACGGACCAGUACCAGCUGACCCCCACGGUGGAGCACUUCACCUGCAUGGUGGACCUUCUGGGGCGCGCCGGCCGGCUCGAGGAGGCCUACGGCUUCGUGAAGCAGAUGCCCUUCAAACCAGACGAGCGGGUAUGGGGCGCCCUGCUCAGCGCUUGCAGGCUCCACUCGAACAUAGCCGUAGGGGUGGCGGCAGCUGACCAUCUCUUCAAGCUUGCCCCCGCGCAGUCCGGCUACUAUGUGCUUCUGUCGAACAUCUACGCACGCGCCGGCCGGUGGGGCGGCGUCGCGGCGGUGCGGGCCGCCAUGCGGCGGCGCGGGGUGAAGAAGACCCCCGGGUGGAGCAACGUGGAGCUCGAGGGCCGAGUCCACACCUUCCUGAUGGGCGACCGGUCUCACAUUCAGUCGCCGGAUAUUUACGCGGAGCUGGCGGCGCUGGUGGGGAGGUUGAAGGAGGCGGGGUACGUAGCGGAGACGGAGUCGGCCCUCCAUGACGUGGAGGAGGAGGACAAGGAGGGCCACCUCGCCGUCCACAGCGAGAAGCUCGCCAUCGCCUUCGCCCUUAUCAACACGGCCCCGGGGACGCCCAUCAGGAUCACCAAGAACCUCCGCGUCUGUGGGGAUUGUCACUCCGCUUCGAAGAUCAUCUCCAAGAUAACUGGGAGGGAGAUAAUUCUCAGAGACGUCCACCGGUUCCAUCACUUCGAGAAUGGAUUAUGCUCCUGCAGAGAUUACUGGUGA
Spirodela intermedia is the source of this 2019-nucleotide messenger RNA. NCBI's taxonomy places the organism in Eukaryota, Viridiplantae, Streptophyta, Magnoliopsida, Alismatales, Araceae. The record is from the annotation of a GenBank genome assembly.